Molecule: messenger RNA, 2268 nt
Organism: Acanthosepion pharaonis
Lineage: Eukaryota; Metazoa; Mollusca; Cephalopoda; Sepiida; Sepiidae
Source: the annotation of a GenBank genome assembly
AUGCGCGAGUCCGUUGCAGUCCUUCGUCCGCGAAAUGCGCAUUACGAGGUAAAUGCGCGAGUCCGUUGCAGUCCUUCGUCCGCGGUCGCCGUACUCCCGAAAUGCGCAUUACGAGGUAACGAGUCCGUUAAGUCCUUCGUCCGCGGUCGCGCGAAAGCAUUCCGUAAAUGCGCGAGUCCGUUCAGUCCUUCGUUCCGCGGUCGCCUCCUUCGUCCGCGGUCGCCGUACUCCCGAAAUGCGCAUUACGAGGUAAAUGCGCGAGUCCGUUGCAGUCCUUCGUCCGCGGUCGCCGUACUCCCGAAAUGCGCAUUACGAGGUAAAUGCGCGAGUCCGUUGCAGUCCUUCGUCCGCGGUCGCCUCCUUCGUUCCGCGGUCGCCGUACUCCCGAAAUGCGCGAAAUGCGCAGUCCGAGUCCUUCGUCCGCGGUCGCCGAGUCCGAAAUGCGCAUUACGAGGUAAAUGCGCGAGUCCGUUCAGUCCUUCCUCCGCGGUCGCCGUACUCCUGAAAUGCGCAUUACGAGGUAAAUGCGCGAGUCCGUUGCAGUCCUUCCUCCGCGGUCGCCUCCUUCGUCCGCGGUCGCCGUACUCCCGAAAUGCGCAUUACGAGGUAAAUGCGCGAGUCCGUUGCAGUCCUUCCUCCGCGGUCGCCGUACUCCCGAAAUGCGCAUUACGAGGUAAAUGCGCGAGUCCGUUGCAGUCCUUCGUUCGCGGUCGCCGUACUCCCGAAAUGCGCAUUACGGUAAAUGCGCGAGUCCGUUGCAUCCUUCGUCCGCGGUCGCCGUACUCCCGAAAUGCGCAUUACGAGGUAAAUGCGCGAGUCCGUUGCAGUCCUUCCUCCGCGGUCGCCGUACUCCCGAAAUGCGCAUUACGAGGUAAAUGCGCGAGUCCGUUGCAGUCCUUCCUCCGCGGUCGCCUCCUUCCUCCGCGGUCGCCGUACUCCCGAAAUGCGCAUUACGAGGUAAAUGCGCGAGUCCGUUGCAGUCCUUCGUUCGCGGUCGCCGUACUCCCGAAAUGCGCAUUACGAGGUAAAUGCGCGAGUCCGAAAUCCGCGGUCGCAUUACGAAAUGCGCAUUACGAGGUAAAUGCGCGAGUCCGUUGCAGUCCUUCGUCCGCGGUCGCCGUACUCCCGAAAUGCGCAUUACGAGUUAAAAAGUCCUUCCUCCGCGCGAAAUGCGCAUUACGAGUCCUUCCUCCGCGGUCGCCGUACUCCCGAAAUGCGCAUUACGAGGUAAAUGCGCGAGUCAGUUGCAGUCCUUCGUCCGCGGUCGCCGUACUCCCGAAAUGCGCAUUACGAGGUAAAUGCGCGAGUCCGUUGCAGUCCUUCCGUCCGCGGUCGCCGUACUCCCGAAAUGCGCAUUACGAGGUAAAUGCGCGAGUCCGUUGCAGUCCUUCCUUCGCCGUCCGCGGUCGCCGUAAAUGCUCGAGUCCGUUGAAAUGCGCAUUACGAGGUAAAUGCGCGAGUCCGUUGCAGUCCUUCGUCCGCGGUCGCCUCCUUCGUUCCGCGGUCGCCGUACUCCUGAAAUGCGCAUUACGAGGUAAAUGCGCGAGUCCGUUGAGUCUUCGUCCGCGGUCGCCGUCCCUGAAAUGCGCAUUACGAGUCCUUCCUCCGCGGUCGCCGUACUCCCGAAAUGCGCAUUACGAGGUAAAUGCGCGAGUCCGUUGCAGUCCUUCCUCCGCGGUCGCCGUACUCCCGAAAUGCGCAUUACGAAAUGCGCGAUUACUCCGCGGUCGGUCCCGAAAUGCGCAUUACGAGGUAAAUGCGAGUCCGUUGCAGUCCUUCCUCCGCGGUCGCCUCCUUCGUUCGCGGUCGCCGUACUCCCGAAAUGCGCAUUACGAGUUAAAUGCGCGAGUCCGUUGCAUGCAUCGUAAUGCGCAUCGGAUCCGCUACCAACGGGAACGCCUCGCCUCCUUCCAGGACUUUAGCGUGGUGCCUCGUCAGGCGCAGUGCGGGGUCCGGCUACGCAAACGAGGCCGUCGACCGAAUCGCCCCCACUUACGCGGCAGCAGGGUACCGGCUGUCGCCGUCUCUUUUGCUGUCUGUCGUCGUCGUCGCGUCCGAAUUUCCCCCCCCAGGCCGUCCGUCGGCCACUCUCUCUUUUCAGUCUUUGCCAGACGAAUCGGUUCGGUACAAAUUUUGCAAUUCCGGGGGCGACUACGAAAGCUCCUCGAAACAUAUUUGGCCUUGGAUCCGUGUAACCACAACGAUGUGCUGUUCCCCAAACCCCGAGGCACACGCCCCCAAAGGCAAACCAAAACCCAAAACCUUUAA